Molecule: messenger RNA, 2070 nt
Organism: Benincasa hispida (wax gourd)
Lineage: Eukaryota; Viridiplantae; Streptophyta; Magnoliopsida; Cucurbitales; Cucurbitaceae
Source: RefSeq, a predicted model, not a curated record
AUGGAAGUUGAGGAAGUAAAAGGCCACGAACACUCGUUGACAUUCUACCAACGGGGAAUACCCGAUCGCGAUGGGAACGGAGAAGAUGUUCGUUGCUCUCAAUGCAAUCAGCCAUGGCGUCCGCCAGCAUUCGGCUGCUCCACCUGCAACUUCCACAUCCAUCAAUCAUGUAUCAACCUUCCUAACCAAAUCUCCACUCCCUUUCAUCCCCAAAACCAUCAGCCUCUUCAUCUCACCAACCAUUACCGCUCUUGCAAAUGCUGCCGUCAGAUGCCUUCCGGCAAAGUUUACAGCUGCCUCACAUGUGGUUUCCAUAUCGACUUACAAUGCCUCAUAGCCAAAACCAAAGCCAGCGGCUUGUGUGAAAUGCCCAAUGGAAAGUUUCGACAUUUCGCCCAUCCCCAUCCAUUAACGACCCUUAAUCAAGAUCAACAACGUCUUAUACUCCAACGACGCAAAUACACUAAAAUUAUUGUUUGUGUUGUAUGCCAACUUCCUAUAACAUCAGGUUCUGAUAAUUCUACUACUGACAGUGACAUUCUCUUUUGUUCGCAUUGUGAUUUACACUUCCAUCAUCAUUGUGCUAAUCUUCCUCGUGAGAUCGAGGAUCCUAAGUAUCACCAGCAUUCUUUGUUUCUUUUCCCCAGAUCGUUCGUAAAUAAAACUUUUUGCUCUAGUUGUAGUAAUGAGCGUGCAGAGUUCUUCUACACUUGUCCAUCCUGUGAUUUCAAUCUUCAUGUAGCGUGCUUGCGCUCAUUCAAACACCAACAUGAAUUCAUCAAUCUAAGGAAAAUUCUUCCUUUUCAGUGUCAAGCAUGUGGGAAAUUAGAGAAAGGGUUUCCUUGGUUUUGUAGCAUCUGCCAUGUUUUCAUUCAUAAGAAAUGUGCAGAGUCAGCAUCAAGUCUCAAAACAUCUGAACAUCGCCAUUCCUUAACUCUCACAUUCUCUUUAAAUCCAGAGUAUGUAACCAAUUAUAGGUGCAAAAUAUGCGGUAAAAAUAUCAAAAAAUCAUGUGCAGCCUACGUUUGUUACCAAUGCGAGAGCAAGUAUAUUACGCAUUUGGAUUGUGCUAAAAAUCGAAAAAUUGACAACAACCUGCCUAGGGAAGCUGUUGAUGAGCCUAUCAACAUAGAGAAAAAAAUUAAUCAAGAAAAUGGGAUGAUUUUACAUUUUAGCCAUAGUGAUAAGUUGAUCCUCUGUUCUGGCGAGGGUAGGCUUUGUGAUGGGUGCAUGAGAUGCAUAUCAACUCCAUCGAUAUCUUACGGUUGUUUAAUGUGCAGCUUCUUUCUGCACGAGGAAUGCGCAAAAUUGCCGAGAAACAGGAAUUGUUUGUUCCAUCCACAUUUGUUGAGAAUCAUCUAUAUCCCAGAUUUUGUAUGGUCCUGCUCUGUUUGUUUUAAAAACUUUCAUGGCUUUGCUUAUCAAUGUACUGAAGGAUGCCACUUCAUUGUUGACAUUGGAUGCGUUGGAAUUACAAUCCCAUUUACACAUCCAAGUCACAAUCAUCCUCUGUUUAUUGAUCGCACAAACAAAAAACAAACUUGUGGAGCUUGUGGGGAGAGCGUGGAGAAUAAAGAAGCAUUUCGUUGUGUUGAAUGCAACUUCUAUUUGGACGCAACAUGUGCCACUUUGCCUCUAAAAGUAAGAUUCAGAUUUGAUAUGCAUCCUUUGAACUUGACAUUUAAGAAUGAAGAUGAAGGUAAUGAAUAUUACUGUGAUAUUUGCGAAGAAGAAAGAAAGGCCGAGCAGUGGUUUUACUCUUGCAAGUCCUGUUUUUUCGCCGCACAUUUGAAUUGUGUUCUUGGGGAUUAUCCUUGUAUGAAGUCAGCUAAGUUUAAUGGCCAUCAGCAUCCACUCAAUUUGGUCAAAAAAGGCAAGAUUGGGUAUUCUACUUGUGGUGCGUGUGGCAAUUCUUGUGAUGUAAAUAUGGCGUUUGAAUGUGGGAUUUGCAAGUUUAAUGUACAUGCCUUUGGGCCUUGUUAUCACCUACAACUUACACGUGGCGAAAUAACUAUGGUCACCAUGUCUUCCCUUCGCUCUCGUUCAUUUAUUCUUUGCUCGGACACCUAA